ACAUGCAUGUUACACACCUUGGCAUGCAUGCAUGCCCAGAAAAUCCCUCUAAAAAAUGGCAUGCCGUUGCAUUGCACCCCUAAGCCAGCCCUUGGAUAGUUGGAUCUCCUCCUAUAAGUACGACCUCCCACUCGCAGCAAUCGCAUUAGUGUGGAAGCAGCACGCAACACUGUCGCCUCUCCUUGCAUAUAAAUUACUGUAGGUGACCACUAGCCAGAGACCAAAGCGCGCGAACAUCACAUCACCUGAUUCCGACCGGUGCCGAUCGAUCGAUGGAAGGCGGCCUGAGCCCGGAGCGGCACGCGGCGGCGGAGCCGGUGCGAUCGCGGUGGACGCCGAAGCCGGAGCAGAUACUCAUCCUCGAGUCCAUCUUCAACAGCGGGAUGGUCAACCCGCCCAAGGACGAGACCGUCCGCAUCCGCAAGCUGCUCGAGCGCUUCGGCGCCGUCGGCGACGCCAACGUCUUCUACUGGUUCCAGAACCGCCGCUCCCGCUCCCGCCGGCGCCAGCGCCAGCUGCAGGCGCAGGCGGCGGCGGCGGCGGCAUCCGCCGCCUCCUCGUCCUCGUCGGGCUCGCCCCCUGGGAGUGGCGCCGGGCUCGCGCCCGGUCACCACGCCGGCUCGGCUGCCUCAUCGCUGGGGCUGCUUGCGCACGGCGCGGCGUAUGGCUCGUCCGCGUCCGCGUCGUGGCCGUCGUCCCCGUCGUCCGCAGGGAUGAUGGGGGACAUGGACUGCGGGGGCGGCGACGACCUGUUCGCCAUCUCGCGGCAGAUGGGUUACGUGCACGGCGGUGGCUCCGGCUCAUCGUCCUCGGCUGCCGUCGCUCAGCAGCAGCAGCAGCUCUACUACUCGUGCCAACCUGCGAGCAUCACGGUGCUCAUCAAUGGCGUGGCGACGGAGGUGCCUCGGGGCCCGAUCGACCUGCGGUCCAUGUUCGGGCAGGACGUGAUGCUCGUCCACUCCACCGGCGGCCUCCUCCCCGUCAACGAGUACGGCAUCCUCAUGCAGAGCCUGCAGAUGGGCGAGAGCUACUUCUUGGUCACGAGGGGCUAGUUGAAGAUUGAUCACCGGUAUCAGGUUCGAUGUGCGUUAUUGUGAGAUGCAUGGUGUCAGUUAACAGUGAAACGAACUGAAGCUUGCCAGGAUAUAUGCAGCUAGCUGGCCUAUGACAUCGAAACUUACGUGUGUGAUCGAGAAGCGUGCAGCAGUGAAGCAUGCACGCAUGAUACGAGCAGUAUAUAUAUAGCAGCAAUACAGAUAAGAUUGUACUAUGCAUCCAUAUCAUCUAUAUGUGUAAUCAAUCAUAUAAGUCAUAUCAUUGCAAUUUGCAACCAUUUACGUUCGUUA
Messenger RNA from Phragmites australis (common reed), 1346 nucleotides. RefSeq names its product WUSCHEL-related homeobox 11-like. Gene Ontology annotation, molecular function: DNA-binding transcription factor activity; DNA binding. Bases 273 to 1052 code for a protein of 259 amino acids. Gene Ontology annotation, biological process: adventitious root development. The record is from RefSeq and is a predicted model, not a curated record. The transcript is spliced from 3 exons. Lineage: Eukaryota; Viridiplantae; Streptophyta; Magnoliopsida; Poales; Poaceae.